This is a messenger RNA of Dromiciops gliroides (monito del monte), 1042 nucleotides long. Its product is annotated as heterogeneous nuclear ribonucleoprotein H2-like. Lineage: Eukaryota; Metazoa; Chordata; Mammalia; Microbiotheria; Microbiotheriidae. Gene Ontology annotation, molecular function: RNA binding. The record is from RefSeq and is a predicted model, not a curated record. The coding region runs from base 1 to 930 and encodes 309 amino acids. Gene Ontology annotation, biological process: regulation of RNA splicing. The transcript is spliced from 4 exons. Gene Ontology annotation, cellular component: ribonucleoprotein complex; nucleoplasm.
AUGUUCCCGGAGCAACCACCUCCGUGGGCAAAAAGGAUCCGCGGUUCUCCGUGGGCUAACCCCGGGACCGUGCAGGGUUGGGGGAAGCUGUCUUUCCCUAGGGGUAUUUUUCUCCUCCAGAUGCUCUCUUCCACGCGGAGCGACCACGUACACGCGCGGAGUGGGCCAACGGAGCCGCGACUAAGGCCAGAUCACGGACCGCUGGGGACCCACAUGCCCCGAGUCUCCUUCCCCCAUCCCAGCCGCACUUUCUCACAACUCGAUUUUAGAACGUUGCAACUCUUUCCGGGUUCGACGCGUCGCGAUUGGUCUGUUUGCCAGUCCUUCCUGGCUUCUCAUUGGCCAGACGUUUUCCUUUUCCGGCACCUCAUUGGCUCCGCCGCCUUCUCUUCUCCUAUCGGCACUUUAGGGCGGGCAGUAAGUGAGAGCUUUGCAGAUCUUAAAUCAGAUGAUAAACCUCAGCUGGAAAUGAAGAAACAGAGUCAAUGCAUUGGACCUGGCUACAAUGAAGGGUUUUCCUGGAAUAAUGUUGAAAUGAUUCAGGUAUUCAAUCGGGCUACUCCUGAUGGCUCCCUAAUUGCUAAUGGUGGCCUUCUCUGUAUUCGAGGGCUCCCCUUUGGUUGUAACAAGGAGACCAUUAGGCAUUUCUUUUCAGGAAUACCUGACAACAGAUACGGAGAUUUCAUAUUUCACAAUGCAAGCUGCCACCACUGGGUACACAUGAGAGGACUGCCUUAUAAAGCAACAGUGAAUGACAUUUACCAUUUCUUUUCACCACUCUGCCCCUUGAGAGUACACAUUGAAAUUGGGCAAGAUGGGAAGGCAACUGGAGAGGCUGAUGUUGACUUCAUGACACACGAGGAUGCAGUGGCUGCCAUGGUGAAGGAGAAAACUUACAUGCAGCACAGACCUUCUGAAACAGAACUCUGAUCUGAAAUAGAUACUACCGGUAUUAUUCAGCCAAUUUUACACAUGGGGAAAUUGGAGAUCAGAGAGUUUAAGAGACUUAUUCAAGUGCAUACCACUAGUAAGUGUCAUUAAU